This is a messenger RNA of Aaosphaeria arxii CBS 175.79, 1535 nucleotides long. Its product is annotated as oryzin precursor. NCBI's taxonomy places the organism in Eukaryota, Fungi, Ascomycota, Dothideomycetes, Pleosporales. Gene Ontology annotation, molecular function: serine-type endopeptidase activity. The record is from RefSeq and is a predicted model, not a curated record. Gene Ontology annotation, biological process: proteolysis. The transcript is spliced from 4 exons. Bases 96 to 1304 code for a protein of 402 amino acids.
GGUAUAAGUAUCUGAUGGAGUCGCUCGAUUCGUAGCUCAUCCAGCUCGUGCGUGCUCUUCGUUUCGAUUCUGAUACACCUUCGCUGCAAAACAUCAUGCAAUUCAUCUCUCGUUUGGCUGCCCUCGCGGCUGCUGUUCCGUUCCUGGCGCAAGCAGCACCCAUCGUAAAGACAGAAAGCGUCGAAGGGAAAUGGAUCAUCCAGCUUCGGCCGGACGUAGAUGUUGCAACCAUCGCAGCACAUCACAACACGGUUCGAGAGAUCCACGCCCGCAACAUCCUCAACCGCCGCGACCUCACUGCUGCUGAGACCGGCGGCGUGGAGAACGAGUAUGGAUUCGGAAACUUCCACGGAUACUCUGGAGGGUUCGAUGCCGCGACCAUCGAAGAGCUCAAGGGUCUACCUGAGGUCCUCAAUGUCGAGGCGGAUUCUAUCAUGACCACUCUCGACCUAACGACCCAGUCCAGCGCUCCCUGGGGACUCGGCAGCAUCUCGUCUAAAUCAGGAACCGCAAGUGACUACGUCUUCGAUGAAAGUGCCGGCGAGGGCACCUACAGCUAUGUCAUCGACACUGGCAUCCGGACAACCCACCAGGAGUUCGAGGGCCGCGCCUCAUUCGGCUUCAACGCCGUCAACACUGUCGACACUGACAACGCCGGCCACGGAACCCACGUCUCCGGCAUAAUCGGCGGCAAAACCUACGGCGUCGCCAAGAAAACCAACCUCAUCGCCGUCAAGAUCUUCGAAGGCAACUCGGGCACGACAUCCACCGUCCUCAAGGGCUUCGACUGGGCCGUCAACGACGUCGUCAGCAAGUCCCGCCAAUCCACCGGCGUCCUCAACCUCUCCCUCGGCGGCCCGGGCUCCACCGUCUGGGACCAAGCCAUCACCGCCGCCUGGGCCCAGGGCGUCCUCGUCGUCGUCGCCGCUGGAAACGAAAACACGCUCGCGUCUACCCGCUCCCCGGCUCGCUCCCCUGAAACUAUCUGCGUCGGGAAUGUGCAGAGUAACCUUAAGAGGUACGGUGGGGGGAGUGGGUCGAACUACGGGCCUGCCGUUGACAUCUUCGCUGCUGGUACGAACGUCAUCAGUGCGUACCGCACGUCUGAUAGUGCAACGACGAGCUUGACGGGCACUAGCAUGGCGAGUCCGCAUGUUGCGGGCUUGGUGUCGUAUCUCAGGGGUAUCGAGCCCGCGACUGCGGAGGUCAUCAAGAAGAAGGUUCUUGAUUUGGCGAUUACGGGGCUGGUUACUGAUUUGAUGGAGAGUAAGGAUCGCUUGGCGUAUAAUGGUAAUGGGCGGUAGACAAGAAAGUGUGUAAGAGAGAGCGUAGAGGGAGAUUAUCCUCAUCUGGAAGGGUUGUCCUUCUUUCGAGCCUCUGUGUUGCGACCGGAUUUUGGAUUACUUGAUAGAUAUGAUUGAUAUGAGAUGAUUUGUCAUGACUACAUUUAUUUGGUGGUUGCGUGCAUUUAGUGGGAUAUGUCCAAUCUGAUGUCGUGUGUAUGUAAGUAAGGGUUCGGCAGUUAGUUAAUAUAA